UGCCGUGGCAACUCGUGAGAAAUGACAUAAAACUUUCUAUGGAAUGACUGAUUGUUAUUCCAGAAUGGCUGUCACGUCGCAGUCAGUGCAGUAACCGUGUUAUUACAGCAACCCGAACAGAAAACCACCCAUAACUCACGCCUGAAACCACCCCUCACUAAUUCGCAAAAAAAAUGGAAAGCGACAGCGAAAACGACUCCCUGGAACAACAACCCCUGAAGGUGACAUCCUUAAAUUCUCUACCCGAAACGUCGAAGAAAAAGUACACGGCAGCCUACAACUUGUUCAUGGACUGGUACAAAGAACAGAACGUGACGUCGUUUUCGGAAGACGUGCUUAUGAGCUAUUUUCGCGAAUUAGCCGCGAAAUUCAAAUGUACGACUUUGUGGACGGUGUAUUCCAUGUUGAGGACUACUCUUAAUAUCAACCAUGGCGUGGACAUAGCCAACUAUGCGAAAUUGCGGGCUUUUCUUAAGUGUCAAGCCCAUGGUUAUCUCCCCAAAAAGUCCAAAACUUUCACGUCGAACGAAAUCAACCGAUUUAUUAAUGAAGCGCCAGACAGCGAAUAUCUCCUUACAAAGGUGGCUUUGAUCAUGGGGGUCACCGGAGCGUGCCGGAGGCACGAACUUCACCAAAUGAAAAUCACCAAUUUCAACGAUUUUGGGACCGCGGUUUUAGUGACUAUUCCAAAUCCUGGUACCAAAGGGGUGCGGAAGUUUAUAAUAACCGAACAUUAUUACGAAAUUUACAAAAAAUACGCCUAUCUGCGACCGGCAGACGUAAACGAUUCUUACUUUUUUUUGAACUAUAAUAAAGGCAAGUGCAACUAUCAGAGAGUUGGGAUUAAUAAAUUCGGUGCUAUGGGAAAAGAAAUCGCCAAAUACUUGCAGCUUCCAAACCCGGAGUUAUACACAGGCCACUGCUUUCGCAGAUCUUCGGCCACAAUUCUGGGCGACGACGUGGCCACUUUGAAGCGGUUUACCGAGAAGUUUGUCGACGAACCGACGGAAGUUAAAUUGGAGGUGGAUGAGGAGUCCGUGGAAGACAAUCAGUUCGACACACUAGACGAACCAGUGGAGAGUAAGUUCAGCAUAAGCAACGAAAUAUUGAACUCCAUAGAAGACACAAGCAACACACCGUCGACUUCCAGAACACAGACGUGGGAAAAUCGGGACAAUUUAACUUUUCAACUGAAUUCAGUAGAUUCCAUAAAAAUGAUUUUCAAUAAUUGUAGUAAUAUUACGUUUAACAUUGUAAAAAGUGAGAAAUAACACGAGUUUGGGGUUAAUUCUUAGUCAUAGUUGUAGAAAAAAUAUUGUGUACAAUUUACAAGUGCAAUCACAAGAGUUAUAAAUUUUUUUAAGUGGGGGGAUUCAGAACUUGGAAACGUCUAUAUUAUUAAGCCUACGUCUUUCAUGAAAUUUAUUGUAUCAGCGACGUUUCCAGAACAAACUUUAAUACAUAAAAAUAUAAUUUAAUAUA
Molecule: messenger RNA, 1482 nt
Organism: Zophobas morio
Lineage: Eukaryota; Metazoa; Arthropoda; Insecta; Coleoptera; Tenebrionidae
Exons: 2
Coding region: 174-1271 (365 amino acids)
Biological process (GO): DNA recombination; DNA integration
Molecular function (GO): DNA binding
Source: RefSeq, a predicted model, not a curated record